AUGGCAACAUUUCCGGAAAGAACUCAGCAGGAGGCCUACCUGGAGAAGUUUUACGGAUAUGAUGGGCACCACCGCGGCCUCCAGAAGCGCAGCUGCCAACCCGACCCCUUCCAGACCAAGGUCAGGGAGAUGCAGCGGGCCUUCGGUCUGCACGAGAGCGGCGAGCUGACCGCACAGACCCUGACCGCCAUGAGGAGGCCGCGCUGUGGCCUUUCUGACGCAGAGGAGUUCGGCCCACUCAUGAGGUGGAUCAACCGCACCCUGACCUACAGGAUCGAGGGCUCUGUCCCCACUGUGAGGCCCUCGCAUAUGCGGAGAGCGUUUGGCGAGGCCUGGAAGCUUUGGUCAGAGGUCACUCCACUCAAGUUCCGCCGAAGGUCACGGAGGGAAGCUGACAUCAUUGUGACCUUCACCAAGAGAGAUCAUGGUGACGGCUCCUCAUUUGAUGGGAGAGGUGGGAUUCUGGCUCACGCCUUCCAGCCAGGAACGGGCAUCGGUGGAGACGUCCACUUUGAUGCGGAGGAGGACUGGACAGUUAGUACCAAAGGCCAUAACCUGUUUGCUGUGGCGGUGCACGAGUUUGGCCACACAUUAGGUCUUCCUCACUCACCAGACCCUGGUGCAGUCAUGUACCCGGCCUACAACUUCGUCACACACAGCGACUUCCAGCUCUCCUUUCAGGAUGUGAAAGACAUCCAGAAAAUGUAUGGCGUCCAUCCGGAUUUUAAUUUGAUGGCACUAAAGCGUCCACCUCCUAAGACCCCAGAGCGCUGUGACCCUGACCUGACCUUCGACGCCGUGUGCAGCAUGCAGCAGGAGGUCGUCUUCUUCAAAGACAGAUUUAUGUGGCGAUCACACCCACAAUUUGACAUGAUUGGAGUGGCGUUCAUAAGCAGCUUGUGGGAAGAUGUACCAUCACACAUCGACGCUGCAUACGAGGAUGUGGAGGGGGGCACCAUGCUGUUUUUCAAAGGCACUCAGUACUGGGAAGUCAGUGGAAUGACCCUGCAAGAAAACUCGCCCAAGAACAUCACUGAGCUGGGCUUGCCACGGAUUCUGAAAGCCAUCGAUGCAGCCUUUCACCUCCGCUUCGAGCGCCAGACAGUGUUCUUCGCAGGCAGAGUGUGCUGGAGAUAUGAUAACGAAAGGCACAGAAUGAUGGAUGGAUACCCCAAGCUCAUCACUCUGGAGUGGCCAGGACUCAGCGGACCCAUAGAUGGAGCUGUGAUGUCUAAUGCUCAGACUAACCUCUGGGCUCAGCUGUAUAACGACUAG
Molecule: messenger RNA, 1275 nt
Organism: Alosa alosa (allis shad)
Lineage: Eukaryota; Metazoa; Chordata; Actinopteri; Clupeiformes; Clupeidae
Product: neutrophil collagenase
Exons: 11
Coding region: 1-1275 (424 amino acids)
Biological process (GO): extracellular matrix organization; proteolysis; collagen catabolic process
Cellular component (GO): extracellular matrix
Molecular function (GO): zinc ion binding; metalloendopeptidase activity
Source: RefSeq, a predicted model, not a curated record